Messenger RNA from Gigantopelta aegis, 2249 nucleotides. RefSeq names its product cytochrome P450 4F2-like. The transcript is spliced from 12 exons. Bases 418 to 1983 code for a protein of 521 amino acids. Lineage: Eukaryota; Metazoa; Mollusca; Gastropoda; Neomphalida; Peltospiridae. Gene Ontology annotation, molecular function: iron ion binding; oxidoreductase activity, acting on paired donors, with incorporation or reduction of molecular oxygen; monooxygenase activity. The record is from RefSeq and is a predicted model, not a curated record.
AGCGAGAAAUAGCCCGAUGGGCCCACCACUGACAGGGAUUAAUCCCAAACCGACUGCGCAUUAAGCAAGCGCUUUACCACUGGGCUACAUAUCGCCCCUUCUAAAAAAAAAUAGGAGCCCGUACGCGUAUGUCAGCUCAUUCCCUGAAACCUAAAUAACCACACUUUAAAAUGUUCGGGUGUCAUAAUCGAAACAUUUUCUUAGCGUAGUCUUUCCAACCCUGACUGAGCCCACCUGUUGUUUGACCUCGAGCGGAGCGUAAACCUGCGUUGCAUAAUUUUGACCCGUGUCGAAUCCGUGCACUCUUUUGUAGUACGCCGUCCUGAGUGUCUUAUUGUUCGGUGGUAUGUUCUGUUCGUUACUGCUGAAAACAACUCGUGUGAAACUCGCGUUUUGCAGAUAUUGUGAGCCUACAAAAUGUUAGCUGUGAAGACUGGAAGCGAGUGGGUUUCGAACCUGUUCGCUGACCAAGCGGACUUGUACCCCAAACUGCUGAAGGCUCUCUCCGCCGCAGCGGCCUGUGCAGUGGUUGUCGACGUCGUGCGGAGGCUGCUGGGGGUCAGGCGGCUUUACAAGAGACUGGAGGCAUGUCCCACGGCACCAGGCUUCUCCUGGAUCAGUGGGUCUAUGGUUGGGGUGCCAAAAGACCCCGAAGGACGACUCGACUACGAAAUUAGGAUGGUAAAGCAAUUUCCAAAGUGCUACGUCAUGUGGUUCGGACCCAUGAUCCCCAUGCUGAAGGUCCAUCAUCCAGAAACAAUGAAGGUCAUUCUAAAGAGUCUAGAACCGAAGAACAAGCAUUCUGGUGGAUAUAAACAUCUCCGGCCCUGGCUGGGGGAGGGGCUGUUGAUAGCCGACGGGGCGAGGUGGGCCAGGUCAAGAAGACUGCUGACCCCAGCUUUCCACUUCGACAUUCUCAAACCAUACGUCGCCAUCUACAACCAGUGCUGCGACAAACUGCUGGAGAAGAUCGACAUAUUCGCCGAGUCUGGGGAGAGUUUCGACAUCUACAACCUGAUCACUCACUGUACCCUGGACAUCAUUCUUAGGUGUGCGAUGUCCUACGACAGCGACGUACAAAACUGUGGUGACGCACAUCCAUAUCUUCAAGCAGUAAAAGAGAUGCUAGCAAUAUCUACUUUAAGGAUACUGAACCCUAUAUUAAAUCCAAACUUCAUUUUCUAUCGCUCGUCUCACGCGAAGAAAUUCUUACAGAACUGCAAGUAUGUGCACGGGAUUGCCGAAAACAUCAUAGAAACACGUAGGAAAACACUGGAAACGGGUGGAUUGUCACAGAAGCAGCACCUUGAUUUUCUCGACAUACUACUGACCGCUAAAGAUGAAAACGGAGUUGGACUGACCAAACUGGAAAUCAGAAACGAAGUGGACACUUUCCUUUUCGAAGGUCACGACACAACUGCCAGCGCCAUUUCCUGGACGCUGUAUUCGAUGGCGGAACACCAGGAAUUCCAGACCCAAAUUCAGGAAGAGCUGGACUCUGUUAUCGGAGAUAAUACGGAAGUCCGCUGGGAGGACCUGUCUGAGCUGAAUUACUUGACCCUCUGUGUGAAGGAGAGUCUGAGAUACCACUCCCCAGUUCCGUUCUUGUCUCGCAGACUGGCCCGAGAGGUGGUCUUUGACGGGGUUUCGUUUCCAGUGGGCACCGUCAUCAUCAUCAGCGUAUAUGGUCUUCAUAACAACCCACAUGUCUGGUCCGAGCCAGAGGUCUUUGACCCGGACCGGUUUUUACCAGACAAUAUUUCCAAGAUGGACCAGUAUGCCUUUCUGCCAUUUGUUGCCGGACCUAGGAAUUGUAUUGGUCAGCAUUUUGCAAUGAAUGAGGAUAAAGUGGUGGUCGCACGAGUUCUGAAACGAUAUCAUCUGGAAGUUGACCCUACCCAUGAAGUUAAACGAUCAGCCAUGGGCAUCAUGAAGGCUCAGACCGGUCUGUGGGUGAAGGCCACUCCCAGACACAGACACUGAUCACCGACAAUAUACAGAUCAUGGUACAAAGAUCAUGAUGAAAUAAUUGUGAUGUCCUCAGAACACUUCUGGCCUACAUGUGGCCCGUGUUCAACCAGCCGUUUUUCACUAAACGUUUGUGAACUAUUCUCGAAGUGGUUACCGAAGUGGUCAUUUGGUUUAAUGUGUAGUGCAGACACGGCAGAGCAGGGGGACUGCAGUCUCCCUCCCCUAAAUAUUUCUUUAUCAAAAAUAUUAUUGGUAGUAAAUCUAAAGGCAGAGGUGAA